AUGAUCACUGUACCUUCCGCGCUGACUAUCUUUUGCUGGAUCGCGCUUGAGUAUUUCGAAGGCUCUCUAUUUGGCGCGCUGAAAGAAGCCUAUGUGCUCCGUCUUUCGUUCGUGAAGCAGUACGCCCCCUCCGCCGACUUGAGGGUCACCAUCGCCUACUUUAUCUGGGUGCUCUUCCAAGCUGCCCUAUACACAGUCCUUCCUGGCAGAAGUACUGGUCAAUUGACGGCUGGUGGCAAGUUGCUUACCUACCGCACUAAUGGUUUCCAGGCCUGGAUCAUCACCGUCCUGGUUUUUGUUCUCGCCGCCCUGUUUGGAGCUAUCGACCUAUCCAUCAUCGCGCAUCACUGGGGGAACCUCAUCGUCAUCUUCAAUAUCUACGGCUACGCUCUGUCAAUCAUCGCCUACCUGAAGGCUCACUAUGCCCCUUCGCAUAUCGAGGAUCUCACCUUUAGCGGAUCUGUUCUCUACGAUUUUCUCAUGGGCAUCGAGUUCAAUCCUCGGUUUGGUCAGGAUUGGGAUUGGAAGUUGUUCCACAAUGGCCGACCUGGUAUCAUUGGAUGGACCUUGAUCGAUCUUGCAUACGCUGCGCUCCAGCACCAGACGCAUGGCUAUAUCACGAAUUCGAUGGUCAUGGUCAACAUGUUCCACGCCAUCUACGUCGUCGACUUCUUCCUCAACGAGGACUGGUACCUUCGAACCAUCGACAUCUGCCACGAUCACUUUGGCUUCUACCUCGCAUGGGGCUCCGCCGUCUGGCUGCCGACCAUGUACACUCUCCAAGCACAGUAUCUAGCUCGAAAUCCAGUCCACCUCUCGCCCUUCGCCGCGGCCGCCAUCAUGAUGCUCAGUCUCAGCGGUUACGCCUUGUUCCGUUCUGUAAACGCGCAGAAGGACCGCGUCCGCCGCAGUAACGGCGACUGCAACAUCUGGGGCAGGAAGGCCGAGGUAAUGCGCUGCUCUUUUAAGACAGCGGACGGAAACAACCACGACACUCUUCUCCUAAUUUCGGGUUGGUGGGGCCAUGCUCGCCACGUCAACUACGUAGGCGAUCUAAUGCUGUCAUGCUCCAUGUGUGCGCUAUGCGGCAUAAGAGAUCUCCUCCCCUGGACUUAUCUCAUCUUCAUGGCAUGCAUUCUCGUCCAUCGCUGUUACCGCGACGAGAAACGCUGUCGCAUUAAGUAUGGAGCCGCGUGGGACCAAUAUUGCUCCCUCGUUCCAUGGAGGAUGAUCCCCGGUGUUUGGUAG
This is a messenger RNA of Ilyonectria robusta, 1248 nucleotides long. RefSeq names its product ergosterol biosynthesis ERG4/ERG24. The record is from RefSeq and is a predicted model, not a curated record. Gene Ontology annotation, cellular component: endoplasmic reticulum membrane. Lineage: Eukaryota; Fungi; Ascomycota; Sordariomycetes; Hypocreales; Nectriaceae. Gene Ontology annotation, molecular function: 7-dehydrocholesterol reductase activity. The transcript is spliced from 5 exons. The coding region runs from base 1 to 1248 and encodes 415 amino acids. Gene Ontology annotation, biological process: brassinosteroid biosynthetic process; cholesterol biosynthetic process.